UUGCGAAGAAGAAACAAAAACAGCUUGACAGAGCUCCGUUUUGUGAUAACAGGAGGAGAAAACUCUAAUUUCAUCACUCUCUUUUAUUCCUCAGAGGCAGCACGAUGCCGAGAAGUGUUCGUCGUAUUGCUUGUAACGAAGGGUGAAGAGAAGAAGCUAAAUUGCUAACGUCAAUAGCCUGUAGCUAACUAACUGAUUACUUCCCUCUCAAUAAGAUUAAGAAUCAUGACGCAGAAAGUCAACCUGUGUUCAGUUUCCCUUGGAGUGGAGGGUAUGACCUGUGGCUCCUGUGUCCAGUCCAUAGAGCAGCGUAUCGGGUCUCUCCCUGGAGUAAUCCAUAUAAAGGUGUCUUUAGAGAACAAGGAUGCCACCAUCAUAUUUGAGCACAGCCAACAGAGCCCAGAGUCUCUGUCAGAGGCCAUCGACGACAUGGGAUUUGAAUCAAGUCUAUCAGAGUCCAGCACAGCCACACCCAUUUUCACAGAUACCCAGUUGGUCCCCACCACAGGCCUGACUCCUGCAGCUCAAGAGGAGGCCUUGGAGAAGCUCUCUCAGAUUCAGGGAGUACUGGAUGUCAGAGAGAGCCUGGCUCAGGCAGGUGUUACUGUCACCUUCCUCCCGUCCUUGACUUCUUCGCAGCAGCUGAGUGAAACAGUGGCCAGCCUAAUGCCUUUGGAGAUCCCUACACCCAGCAGCCCUAAGCAAAAAGGCCUAACCUUGUCCCCGUCUCACAGCACAGGAGGAGGGGUGGCACUCCUGAAAUUAUGCAUUGAAGGAAUGACCUGUCACUCCUGCACCACCACUAUUGAAGGGAAGAUUGGAAAACUGAAAGGGAUUGAAAAGAUCAAAGUUGUUUUAGAGUCUCAAGAAGCUACAAUUGUCUACCUGCCCUACCUCAUCACUGUCCAAACCAUCAUCGAUCAAAUUGCUGUGGCAGGCUUCAAAGCUGUUGUGAAGUCCAAGCCCCGUCCUCUGCAGCUGUCCCCCAGUGAAAUCGAACGUUUCGUUGAUUCUCAGAAACCAAUCGUUUCUUCACCAUCUGAGACUUCAGAGGAGACAGAAAUCUUCAUAGACACAACUCUUGUCAGGCUCAGGGUGAAAGGCAUGCACUGCCGUUCCUGUGUGGUCAAUAUUCAAGACAAUAUCUCCAUCCUACCUGGUGUAUCCUCUGUGGAGGUCUCUCUAGAGGAGGAGAAAGCCUCCAUUUGCUACGACCCUGUAGUGGUCACAGUGCCUCAACUGCAGCAGGCAAUUGAAGCGCUGCCUCCAGGAAACUUCAAGACUCAACCCUGGGACUCCACUGGCAUUUUCAAUCCCGUAUCCACCUCACCCAUGCCGACCUUAUCAUCAUCUCGGACUCUUGGAGCGCCCCAUGCCAAAGCUGCUGCCUCACAGCCUUGUUUUAACCAGCCACUGGCUUCUGUGGUUAAUGUUCACAUUGAGGGCAUGACAUGCAAUUCCUGUGUCCAGUCUAUCGAAGGCAUGAUCUCCCAAAGGAAGGGCGUGACGUUAGCCCAGGUUUCUCUGGCUGAUCACCAGGGGAUCUUUGAGUACGAUCCCCUCCUGACCUCACCAGAGGAGCUGAGGGAGGCCAUAGAGGACAUGGGCUUUGACGCCUUCCUUCCUGAGACCAAUUCCCUGCUGCCUACAUCAAACCCAAGUCCCUCGAAGUCUUUAAGUCUGGCACCUGUGAAAGAUAAGGAGCUCAACAAUGACUUGCACAAAGAAACCCCCCAGGCACACAAUGGAGAGACACACUCUAAAUGCUUCAUCCAGAUCGGAGGCAUGACCUGUGCUUCCUGCGUGGCUAACAUCGAGAGAAACCUCAAAAAUGAACCUGGUAUCUCCUCGGUUCUGGUAGCCCUUAUGGCCAGUAAAGCAGAGGUGCGGUAUAACCCAGAAGUCAUCGACCCCAUGAAAAUAGCAGAGUGUGUGAGAGAGCUGGGCUUCACUGCCUCAGUUAUGGAGAACUAUGAAGGCACAGAUGGAAACCUAGAGCUAGUGGUCAGGGGAAUGACGUGUGCCUCUUGUGUUCACAAAAUUGAAUCCAACCUUAUGAAAGAAAAGGGGAUUAUAUAUGCCUCUGUUGCCUUAGCAACCAACAAAGCACACAUUAAGUAUGACUCGGAAAUUAUAGGGCCGCGAGACAUCAUCAAGCUGAUUGAGAACCUGGGCUUUGAAGCAUCUCUGGUGAAGAGGGACCGCACUGCCAGUCAUCUGGAUCACAGCAAAGAGAUACGACAGUGGAGGAAAUCUUUCUUGGUGAGCUUGAUUUUCUGUGUGCCUGUGAUGGGGAUGAUGAUGUACAUGAUCAUCAUGGACUACCAGAUGAAUGCCUCACAUCAACACAACACCACAGUAGAGGACCGUAACCACUACCACUCCACCAUGUUCCUGGAGAGACAGCUGCUCCCAGGACUCUCAAUUAUGAACCUGCUCUCCUUCCUCUUUUGUGUGCCUGUGCAGUUUAUUGGAGGUCGCUACUUCUACAUUCAAGCCUACAAAGCUGUGAAACACCGAUCUGCCAACAUGGAUGUGCUCAUAGUUCUGGCCACCUCCAUAGCCUUCACCUACUCAUGUGUCGUGCUAUUAGUGGCCAUGGUGGAGAAGGCAAAAAUUAAUCCUAUUACCUUCUUCGACACGCCGCCUAUGCUCUUUGUCUUCAUCUCCCUGGGUCGCUGGCUGGAACAGAUAGCCAAGAGCAAGACAUCUGAGGCUUUGUCCAAACUGAUGUCUCUACAAGCGACUGAGGCCACAGUGGUCACUCUCGGCAACGACAUGUCUAUUCUCAGUGAGGAGCAGGUGGAUGUGGAGCUGGUGCAGAGAGGUGACGUGGUGAAAGUGGUUCCUGGAGGGAAGUUUCCGGUGGAUGGCAGAGUCAUUGAGGGACACUCCAUGGCCGACGAGUCUCUCAUCACAGGUGAGGCCAUGCCAGUGACUAAGAAGCCUGGGAGUUCUGUGAUUGCAGGGUCCAUUAACCAGAAUGGAUCUCUGCUGGUCAAUGCUACACAUGUUGGCAUGGACACCACGCUGUCUCAGAUUGUCAAACUUGUUGAAGAGGCUCAGACUUCAAAGGCUCCCAUCCAACAGUAUGCAGAUAAGAUCAGUGGUUACUUUGUGCCCUUCAUUGUCGGCAUAUCCGUCCUCACCUUGAUUGCCUGGAUCAUCAUUGGAUUUUUGGACUUCCCUCUAGUGGAGAAGUACUUUCCUGGUUACGACAAGAGCAUUUCCAGGGCUGAGGCAGUGAUUCGAUUCGCCUUCCAGGCCUCCAUAACAGUAUUAUGCAUUGCCUGUCCCUGCUCCCUUGGCUUGGCAACUCCGACAGCUGUCAUGGUGGGCACAGGAGUUGGAGCCCAAAAUGGCAUCCUGAUAAAGGGAGGGGAGCCACUUGAGAUGGCACAUAAGGUCCAGUCAGUGGUGUUUGAUAAGACUGGCACCAUUACAUAUGGUGCUCCAAAGGUUAUCCAGGUCAAAAUUGUUGUGGAAGGGAACAAGAUGCCGCGCUCCCGACUGCUGGCAAUCGUGGGUACUGCUGAGAACAAUAGUGAACACCCUCUGGGAGCAGCUAUCACCAAAUACUGCAAACAGGAGCUUGGCACAGAGUCUCUUGGCUCAUGCACAGACUUUCAGGCAGUGCCGGGCUGUGGCAUCCGCUGUCAGGUCAGCAACACAGAGUCCCUGUUGAAACAGGCGGACAGUGACAGUGAAGACAACAACCAGCGCAACAGUGUCCUCGUCCAAAUCAGUGACACCCGGAUGUCCACCAGCUCCCAUCCACUCAUCAUGGACCCACAGCCACUUAGCCUUGUCCAGACAGCCACCUAUGUCGUCCUGAUUGGCAAUAGAGAGUGGAUGAGGAGGAACUGCAUGCAGGUCAGACCGGAUGUAGAUGAGGCCAUGACGGAGCAUGAACGCAGAGGACGCACUGCUGUUCUGGUAGCUAUAGACAAUGUCCUGUGUGCGAUGAUAGCCAUAGCAGAUACAGUGAAACCAGAGGCUGAGCUGGCUGUCCACACUCUGACCAACAUGGGUCUGGAAGUGGUGCUGAUGACGGGAGACAACAGCAAGACGGCACGGGCCAUCGCCGCUCAGGUGGGGAUCAGGAAGGUGUUUGCAGAGGUGCUGCCCUCCCACAAGGUGGCCAAGGUGGAGCAGCUUCAGCAGGCAGGAAAGAGAGUGGCAAUGGUGGGUGACGGUGUCAACGACUCACCCGCUCUGGCCAUGGCUGACGUGGGCAUCGCCAUAGGAACCGGGACAGAUGUGGCCAUAGAGGCAGCAGAUGUGGUGUUGAUUAGGAACGACCUGCUGGAUGUGGUGGGCAGCAUUGACCUCUCCAAAAAGACUGUCAAGAGGAUCAGGAUUAACUUUGUCUUUGCUCUCAUCUACAACCUGGUUGGCAUUCCUAUCGCAGCAGGUGUAUUCCUCCCCAUUGGUCUGGUAUUACAGCCAUGGAUGGGCUCUGCUGCGAUGGCACUGUCAUCUGUCUCUGUGGUUUUGUCCUCACUUCUACUCAAAUGUUACACUAAGCCCAGUGCUGAGAAGUUGGAGGCCCGUCUGGGUAACAGAAGGCAGCAGGGCAGCCUGUCCAAUGUCAGCGUUCACAUCGGUAUGGGUGAGCUGCGUCGACCCUCCCCCAAACUCAGCCUGCUGGACCGUUUUGUCAACUACAGCCGUGCCUCGAUCAACUCCCUGCGCUCGGACAAGCACUCGCUCAACAGCUUGGUCCUCAGUGAGCCCGACAAACACUCACUGUUGGUGGGGGAGGCACCAUGUGAGGAGGAGUUUUGCUGAGAAGAGAAUAUGUAACGCUCACAUGGGCCAGCAAAGGCUUUUGUAUGCUGAAGUAGACCAUAACUGCAUUUAUUGAAGGCUGGGCCACACUAAGCUGAAAGGGUUACAUUGGAUAAUGGCCCAUCCAUCUGCUGUAGGUGCCCUCAGGGGCAGCUCUAUUGACUUGAAGAGGGCUUAUAUGCCUCUUGUUUUCUUUUAGCUGAUCACAUGCACUUCAGAGCACGCUGGGGUGACAUCCUCUCCAUCAGUAGCUGACUAUCUUUUGUUUAGGUCACUGCCCUCCGCCACACUCUUUGACCAAACCUUAAACACUUUGAUCCUCUGACACCCUCAGUGUGUAGAGGUGUCUUCAGCAUCUGCAGAGCCUUGAAGCAGAUGUCCACAACCAGGAAGCAGAGUGAUAAUCAACUCCGCCACUACAAUCUUUAACAUCUAUCCAAAGACAUUUUAACAGUGUUGCCACAUGUAGAAGUGGACACUACAGAGUUAUAUUUUAACAAAUAUUUCCUUCUAUGGGAAGUUAGAACUUUGUUGUAUAAUUCUAUUUCAGAGUAUUUAUAUCACCCUUAUUUAUCUCAUUUUCCUUAUAUCCAAUGUGAAAAUUGAAGUUGUUGAAUCCAAAUGCUAGUUUGCAUUUUCAGUCUCCUAAAAUGUGUAAUUAUUGAAGAAAGUAAGACUUUUAAAAAACUUGGUUAUGUAACUUGCUGCAAAACGUGCAGAAUGCUAAUGAAGUAAGUUGUAAAUGUAAACGUUACCCAAGUGCCAAUUGAAAUUGCCACCUUGGCAAAGUCCAACACAUUCCAAAGAUAGCACUGUACAGAGGUUACCUUGGACAUAAGGUUCAAAAGUGUCAACAGAGAUAAGGUCAAGGACUGAAAGACCUGAAGAAGGCUGACUGAUGCUGACUGUAGAAGAGUUUGGUCUCAAGUUUCUCGUAGCGGCUUAUAAACUCUACAGUUGUCAACCCUCUGGCUCUUUGGUUAAUGAUGUGAGAUGUCUGUCAAUGAAUGUGAACACUAUUUACUGUUGAAUUUAAGCCUAAGUUGUUACAUGAAUGACACUGUGCUAGGAUUACUUGAUUUGCUUGUUGCAAAGAGGCAUUUUGUGUUUGUGAUGCGGUUUGUCAUGAAAUGGCCAAAUCGUAAGUUCAUUUGUAUUCCCUAUGUCUAACCCUAACCCUUAUGUCAUCACAACAAGCAAGAUGGUGUUACUGUUGCAAAGCUUCUUUCUGUUUCUAAAAAUUUCUAUCAUGGAUGCAACUCUUUGUUCAUUUCUCUACUUUUCUAUAUGAUUCACGCCACUGUACUUGAUCAAAGAAACAUGUUUAAACCCAGGAGAGCAGGAGCCGCAAACUAAACACAGCCGAGUCCUGACAGUUUCACCAAACAAGUUACUAAGAGACAAAUGUUUAUGAUUUAAAUAGAUUGUUAAAUAAAGUAUAAAGUCACAUUAUAAAAGUUUCACAGCAUUUUCAUCUUGCAGUCAUGGACAGAUGCUGUUAAACUGUCUGUGCUUUAUAGAAGUUUCUUUUUACUUUUUACAUAACUUCUUUGUUAAAUUAGGAGAUAGUCACAACAGUCCAGUUACUCCUUGAAUAGAUUACUCUUAGCUAUUAUUUUCUGCUGAUCAAAACACAUAAGUUUGAUGCCUCUCCCAUCAUACAACAUAUUCUGAAGUUUUCACAGCUUUCUGAGUGCAAUUAUGCCAAUCAGUUGUUUGUGUGUAACUUUGUAAAGAUGUUCUUAAUGCCUCAGAUCUGUGUGCAGUCAAAUGAAGCAAGUCCAUGUUUGCUGUCCGUCAU
Molecule: messenger RNA, 6592 nt
Organism: Scomber japonicus (chub mackerel)
Lineage: Eukaryota; Metazoa; Chordata; Actinopteri; Scombriformes; Scombridae
Gene: atp7a
Product: ATPase copper transporting alpha
Exons: 23
Coding region: 226-4791 (1521 amino acids)
Biological process (GO): monoatomic cation transport; copper ion homeostasis
Cellular component (GO): membrane
Molecular function (GO): P-type divalent copper transporter activity; ATP binding; ATP hydrolysis activity
Source: RefSeq, a predicted model, not a curated record